Messenger RNA from Effrenium voratum, 1063 nucleotides. NCBI's taxonomy places the organism in Eukaryota, Dinophyceae, Suessiales, Symbiodiniaceae. The record is from the annotation of a GenBank genome assembly.
AGCUGUGUGAGUUCAAGCGCCGUGCUCUCAUGUCCUGAUGUUUGGGUAUGGGGGGGGCCCUGCGCCCUUCCCGGGCCCGGGCGGAGCGCCGUCUUUCGCGUCUUCUGGGCCUACGCCGUACCAGCGGCCACCUCUUGGUACUGUGCUUACGGGCACCGUGAAGAGUUACAGUGCGAAGGGUUUUGGCUUCAUUCUUUGCAAUGAUGUAGAUCAUGACGUGUACUUUGCACGUGAGAGUUUGCAAGAUGGUUUGAGGACAGCCAACAUAGCUGGAACAGUCGUGCAAUUUGUUCUGCAACGGGGUCUGCAUGGCAAGCCGCAGGCAACGUGUCUGCGACCUGUUGAUGGGCAAAUUGCACCGAUGGCCUACAACAGAGGAUACACGCCAGAGCCGGGUGGUGGCAGCAAAGGUGUGGCCAAGGGAGUUUUCUCUUCGCCACCUGUCGCAUUCACAUCCUUCACUCCGCCGCCGCAAGCGCCAGGAAUGGGCUGGUCACCGAUGCCGCGGCCUCCCAUGGCGCCGGCGCCAAAGCGGCUGUCGCCCCACGCAGGCUCCCGAGCAAUCGCAGGAAGGCCACCCAAGGCCGCAGAGGAGAAAUCCAAGUCGAAGUCGGAAAGUUCGUCAGCAAGCCCUGCGCGGGAAAGCAGCGAGAGCAGUUCUAGCGAACGCAAACGGAAAAAGAAAGACAAGAAAAAAGGCAGAAAAGACAGGAGCCGCUCCAGAAGGAAGUCCCGAAGCAGCUCCAGGCUCAGCGUCUCUUCAAGCAGCCGUGAAGACAAAUCCAAGGAGGCGCCAAGCUCGGAGGUGCAGCAAGAGAUUGAAAGUGCAAAGAGGGAGGUGCUGCAGCAGCUGGAGAACCUCAAGAAGGUGGAGCCAAAAGAGCAGCGCAUGAAGGAGUGGCGAUCACUACUUCGAUCUUGGCAUCCUGACAAGAACCCCGAAAAGUCAGAAGUCGCCACAGCCGUCUUUCAGUUUCUGCAAAAGGGCAAGCUUCUCCUCGGCCUUUGAGACCAAUCGCUGCGGGAGCGAAGCGACCCCGAAAUCAACCGGCGCAAUGCAACA